Messenger RNA from Ostrea edulis (European flat oyster), 2620 nucleotides. RefSeq lists its product as uncharacterized. Lineage: Eukaryota; Metazoa; Mollusca; Bivalvia; Ostreida; Ostreidae. The transcript has 4 exons. Bases 1256 to 1738 code for a protein of 160 amino acids. The record is from RefSeq and is a predicted model, not a curated record.
UAAUUCUUAAUUCUGAGGUUAAAGGUCAAAGCUACCAAUUUUUCAUAUCCAUUAGGCCACGCAGAUCUAACAUUAAGAUCGGAUAUAAAAUGAAGUAUCUGUAUGUUUCAAGAUUAAAAAAGAUGUUUUGGAAUACAUUUUUACUUCGCCUAGAAUACUAAGUUUCUUUUAGGGAGACAUGCCUAUGGUCCAUGUAUUGCAGUCCUUUUAAUAAAGGCCGCAACUUGUUUUCAUACCUAAGUGCCCAUAAAAUUUCCUGAAACGGCCGAAGUUGAAUGUGAAUUAUAAAGGACUGCUCCGAGAUGCUAUGAAAGUUCCAGCCGAGCCGAAUCUCCUCCAAGAUUACUUUGUUGUAACGAGAAUAUGCUUUCUUUACAACUUAAAGUAUCUCGCAUAAGAUUUAAAAUAUCUCACUACACAUGUACCACUUCUUCAUCUCGUUAGAACGAUUUAGCUUUGAUUGAUAAUAAUUAUCUCGUUAUUACGAUUUAGUACUUUGUUUAAAUGACUUUUAUAUUUUUAUUUUAUUUUAUUUAUUUAUUUAUUCAUUUAUUUAUUUAUCUAUUUAUUUAUUUAUUUUGAUAGCGUGUUGGUCGUCUCUUUUAAUCUUUAUGUAAUUUAAUCAUGUUUUAUACGAAAGUCGACUAGUUUCAAUUUUUCCCCCUCGUAAACACUAGUCUUAGGAUUUGUCUCCUUACCAAGAGAUACGAUUCAUAAUCUAAAAACAAAUCCCUCGAUACUAACCGAUGUUCUUAGAAAGCCGAGGAGAUUCAAGGGUUUUCUCCUCCUAUUUACAUAGUAAUUAUCUCGUUAGUACGAGGCGGAUCUCAUGAUUUAAAAAACAACAACAAACACAUUCCCUGAUACUAAUCCGUUUCCUCCCGUAAAAAUAUGAUGCACUUUAUUAAACAAAUUCAAAGGGUGAGUGAGUGUACCCCCAUUAUCCAUCUAUUAAUGUGAUUUUAGUAUCCAAAAAAUUAGCUGUACAUAUCCAAAAAAAAAAAAUAAAUAAAUGUUUUUUUAAAUCAUGAAACUAUUUUGGGUUUCUGUUUAUACUUUGAAUUAUGAAGGAUGUUCUUAAAAUGUAGUGUCAUUUAUGCUCACGCCUCGCGGACGGUUUCUGGAAAAUCGUCAACUGUUAUAGGGUGCAGCCGUGUUAUCUCUGGACUUGAGGUGGCCUGAUGUUGUUUGUGAUAUUGUACGACAGGGAUGACCCAGGUGUAAUCUGUGCGAACAGACUUGUAACAGCAAAACCAUGUGGAGAGCGAGGACUUUUAUUUUAGUGCUGGGAAUUUACUUAUGGAACGUUCAGUAUAUAUUCGGAUCCUAUGACGUUUCUGUGAAGUUACUGGAGUACAACAGAGACGAGGACUGUGGGUGUGAUUCCGGGUUCUUGUGGGGCGGCUGUCACGAGUGUGACGUGUAUCUUCAGAUCUGUCUGCUGUCUUUAACAUCAAGUUAUGGACAGUCGUGUUUAGGAAAAGAUAAUAAAGAAAGAGUUGAUGACACUCAUCAUUUUAAUUUUGGACGACAGACGCCACAAAUCCGUGAUUCUUAUAGCUGGAAAACCCUCAGCGGUAAACCCCUGUUUAGGAUAUCUGUUCACGCCUUUGACUAUGACAGUGUGGGCGGUGACGAUGAUAUCGGAGUGACGAACUACGACUACACAGCUGGUACAACGACCGUCAACCAAACCAUCACAACGGUGAGAGGACCUAACAACUUACGGUGGGUGUAAACAAAUUUCUAGUUUCCAUCGCCUAACUGUCAAUCACGUAUUGUAUAAAUCGUAGUACCUAGCUUCAUUUCAGAUUUUAGUCUGAGUGUAUAUUUAUUGUUCAGACCAAUAGGUCUAUCAGAGUCAUAUACAUUUACAAUCAUAAUUUACUUACACAAGGAGUGUACAUGUAUAUUGUAAUCACUGACGUCAUUGUGAACAUGUACAUCUGUAUGUAAGUGGGUAUGAUAACACUGACACUCCCCAAAGCUGUGCACAAAAAAUUCUCAAAAUUGCAUAAAUCCUUAACAUUUUAGUUCCUCAAUAAAUCUUAGAGAUCAAAGUAAUGUGUUGAGCCGCAAGAAAACCACGAGAUGCUAACAUUUAUUGAUAAGUUUGAUGUGAACAAAUAAAACAAAAACAAAAAUUAAAAAAAACCCGAAGCAUUUCAGUGAAACUCCUUUUAUUGAAUGAGUUAUGCCGUCGCAAAUUUGGCAAUUUUAUGUAUGUGUACAUUAAUUUAGAUAUUCUAAUAAUGCUUUCUUUUAUUUGAUAUAAGAACGAAAACAACAUAACAACAAAUCCAUUAUAUCUAUGAAAAUGAUAACAGUUGCUGAGUACUAAUUUCAUACUCCAUAUGCUCGAAUUAAUUUACCGGCAUUAAUUUUGAGACUUAAGUGCAGAAAGAUUGACAAUUUAGAAAUUGUUUAAUUUUUUGCUACAGCUUACUUCGUCAGGUACUUCACUGACACUACCUGACUGGCUCAUGGUAAUUUUAACACAUUUCAACGACUUUUUUCAUCAAAUGUUUGCACUGGUCAGGGUUUUGAUACAUGUAAAACACGGAACGGAAAACGAAAUGUAUGGGGAAACAAAGAUGGUUACUUGGUAUACAGAACGAAA